Molecule: messenger RNA, 2370 nt
Organism: Funneliformis mosseae
Lineage: Eukaryota; Fungi; Glomeromycota; Glomeromycetes; Glomerales; Glomeraceae
Source: the annotation of a GenBank genome assembly
AUGUGCAAGGAAAAAUCUAAAGUCGAUCCACCAAUAAUUCUGCCUUUUGCACCUAUUGAAGACGAGCCAAUGUCGUCUUUGAAAGUUGAAAAAGCUAAAAUUACUUCAACUGAUACUUCACCUCCAAUACCGUCACUUGUCAGUGAGGAGAAACCCAAAGAAAUAGUUUUACAACCUACUGGAAUUACCGGGAGUGCUGAAGAAAGAAACCUGACACGACAUCACCCCGGUCACUUUCGCGAUGAUCCGGUAGCUUUUAUGAUACAAAUGGGCGCCUUCUAUCAAGGAACGGGUUGGAGAAGUUACAAAAAUUAUAUAGGAACAAGGAUAUUAUACGAGGGAUAUACAGAAGAAGUAAAGGAACGGGUUCUUAAUAGUGAACGCGUUCUUUACAUGAUUGCUUAUCUGGCCGAAAAGCAGGCCAACCAACUUGCACAAUCAAUACCAAAUGCUACAUCAAAGAUGAUUGCAAAAAGGAAAAAAUUACUAGAAAAGGAAUUACAAGCUGUUGCAAAUGGGAUGGUUGAUAAAUUAGUUGCAGACCUUAAUAGUUUGCGGUUUAUUAGACUUUUCGGCUUUUUUGUAAAUAAUAUACUAGUAAGAAUGUAUCAUCAAGGAAUUCACAUAUCAGAACGCGAGUUUCUUGAGGCAAGAUCAAUUAAACUUUUAUCUGUUAUUGCUGCUCAAAAUUCACAAUCUCUUAUUAUCCUUCCAUGUCACAAAUCUCAUAUUGAUUAUCUCGUCAUAUCAUAUAUAUUUUUCCGGUUGGGACUUGCUCUUCCACAUAUUGCCGCAGGCGAUAAUCUUGAUCUACCAAUUGUUGGUAGAAUACUUAAGCAAGGUGGUGCAUUUUAUAUUCGGCGUUCUUGGGGAGAAGAUCAACUAUACGGUAGUGUGGUAAAAGAAUAUGUUGAGGGCUUAUUGGAACGUGGUCAUAAUGUUGAAUGUUUCAUAGAAGGUACAAGAAGUAGAACUGGAAAAUUGCUACCACCAAAGUUGGGUGUUCUAAAAAUUAUAUUAGAAUGCAUACUCUCGGAAAGGGCAAAAGAUUGUUGGAUUGUUCCUAUGUCCAUUCAAUAUGAUAAAGUAAUCGAGACGGAAACCUAUGUUAAUGAACUGUUAGGAAAUCCCAAAGAGAGAGAAAGUUUAUGGGGUAUAGUCACCAAUACAAGAUUAUUACAGCUUAAAUGGGGUCGAAUUGAUGUGCGAUUUGCCAAGCCAUAUUCGCUCAAAGGGUUUAUUGAAGAACAGAUUGUGAGGAGAAAGUCUUUUGAUCCAAAUAAUGAUCAGCAAAAAGUUACUUUGUUGAGAGCCCUUGCCUAUCAGGUUAUGUCAGACAUUGGAGUUGGUAGAAAGGAGUUAAUUAGACGUGUAGAAUGGUUAAGAGCCGCGAUUUUAGCUAAGGGAGGACGAGUAGCAGAUUUCAGUGGUAUGAGCAUUGGAGACAUCGUUGAUAGAGCGAUCAAUGUAUUAAAGGAUUUGAUUAAAGAACGAAAAGAGUUGCUGGAGCCAGUUUUUUAUGCAGAAAAAAGAUUUGAAUUAAGUUUUUACCGCAAUCAGGGGGGAGCAAAAUCAACACAACGACUUCAUAUAUCUACACUUUUGGAUGAAGUGGCAUUUUUAUCUCAGUUGUUAAAGGUUGAAUUUGUAUAUCAACCUGGUGAGAUCGAUACAAAUUUGGAAAAUACGAUCAAAGGAUUAAUAGAUGAUCAAGUCAUGGAACUCGUAGAUAGUUAUGUUCAAUUGUCUGAUAGGGAAAGAGCAAUUGGACGAGAGAAUUAUGACUUUUACUGCUUCCUAAUAUGGCCUUUUAUUGAAACAUAUUGGUUAGCUGCCGUCAGUCUAUUCUCGAUGACGCCAACUAAUCCUCCACAACCCACAACAACAAAUGUAAACAAAGCUGCAGCAAAAGAAUCUGUUCCUAUUACAUGGUUCAAUGAACGAGAUUUUCAUAAUAAAUGUCAAUUAUUUGGUAAAACGUUAUAUUAUGAAGGAGAUUUAUCAUAUUUUGAAGCUAUAAAUAAGGAAACUUUAAAAAAUGCAUUUAUUAGGUUGGAAGAAGUGGGACUAAUAAUGGUAAAACGUAGUCGAAACACAAAAGUAAUGCCAACAGUUGCGUUACAUCCUGACUAUGUACCAACAAGAAAUUCAGAAGGAGCAAUAGAAACAAAGGGUAAAUUAUGGGAUCUAGUUGAGAGGAUUGGUAAAUUUCGUAGAGAAGGGAAAAAUCGUAGAGAUAAUGCUACAGUAAGUUCGCGUGUCUUAAGAUUAGCUGAAAUGGUGGGUGCACCUACCACAGCUGACGUCGUUGUGAUGACUAAUUUAAUGAGUAGACCAGUUAAAGCUGGUAAACUGGAAGCAAAACUUUAA